GAAAUGCCUGCCUUUGAAAAUGUAUGAUUUGUCCAUGUACGGAGAAAUAAAUAAGGAUUGGACUCAUUACAUGUCAAUCUUCAAAAAGCCGGUAUUUGCGUUGGAUCUAGAUUCGGAAGCACUCUGCAGCUGUCUGCAAGAUGGCGGAACGGGGAAGGGUUCUGUCUGGCCUCGUCAAAAGAAGAACAUAAUUUAGAUUAGUUAGCGAAGGGAAGUAUAUUGUGUAAGUUAAAUAUAGCUCUGACAGAGGACACGCCAGUGGAGGAUGAGCAGUGACUAGACGAGCAAUAUAAGCUGAAUGCAUUGUGAUUUCCAGUAAUUGAGACAGUGAUUCUAAAAAGCUGUCUACAUUAAUGAAAAGAACAAUGUAGUCAGCUUAGCAUAUUCAACACUGGUACAUGGUCAAUACAGGAAAGUUUUGUUUGGAAUCUUGUGUGCAAUGUGCUUCUGCAUGCGUUAUAGCUGACAGCUUUUGAGAAAUAAUUGCUAAAACAGAGCCAGGGUGACCUAUAGAUCAUUUGUGUUUAGUGACUCUUAAGACAGUCAACAUGGAGAUAGAUGACAUUUCACCUCCCUUGCCGUUGGAGCCACCUGAUGGUUUAAAUUCGGAGGGCCUUAAUGGUAAAGCGCAGCCUCCACCACCUCCCCUGCAAACGUCCAGUGACGCAGAGGAAAUGGACGUUAGCUCUGGUGGUGAUGGACACAAACACACCCCAGCAGGGGGCCUGGGGCUUCUCACCAAGGAUUCCAUAACCUUCUGUAGUAACCUGUCCGAUGAGGCUGAACCCAGCGCUCCGUGCCCUAGGACAGCCCGCCAUGCACCCACAGUCACCAAGUUCCUGCCAGACCUCAAGUUACUCAGAGACAUUAAGGUCAGCGUGAGUGUCGUAGAUAGUAGCAGGCGUAAAAAUCGCAAGGUGCUGUACACGGGGAUAGGUCAGGAGGGCAGUGGAGGGGAGGACAGCUCAGAGGGCCUUAAUGGAGAGUUGCAUGAUGAUGAUGCAGAGCUAGGGCCUGUCGAGGGUAGCUCUGGGCUGAGGAAUGGAGAAGUCUGUGGCAGUCAAGUGAGGAUCGGGGAGGAUGGGGAGGCAGACCUUGAGAAUAAGGUGGAGUUUGCGGUCCUGGAUGAGCUGGAAGACUUCAGUCAGGACUUCCUGGACACGGAGGACGUCGAGUUGGGGGGGUUCAGGUCUGAGGUCAUAGUUCAACAGGAGCCCACCGAUGAGGAGAACCUGAAUUACUCUUAUGAGGAGGACUUUGACAAUGAUGUAGACGCGCUGCUGGAAGAGGGCAUGCCUGUGCCCAAAAAGAUGCGUCUGGCUGAUGGGGCGACUGAGUAUGCAGGGGACAGUGACCACGUCUCUGACGGUGAUGGGGAGGGAGGUGUUCAGCCCAUGAUGACCAAAAUUAAAACAAUCCUGAAGAGUCGUGGGCGACCACCCACGGAGCCCCUACCUGACGGGUGGAUCAUGACAUUCCAUAACUCUGGCAUUCCAGUCUACCUGCACAGAGAGACCAGAGUGGUGACCUGGUCCAGACCAUACUUCCUGGGGACAGGGAGCAUCAGGAAACACGACCCUCCAACCAGUGGCAUCCCCUGCCUGCACUAUAGGAAGAUGAAGGAUCACGAAGAAAGGGAACAGAACGGAGAGGUGACGCCCAACACGGAGGUGUCUCCGGUGAAGCCUGGGGACGAGGCAGACCAUGUGGAGAGACCAGAUGAGCCUGACUCCACCGCCCAGGAGGAGGCCACCACUGUGGCUCCGGCCCUGCUGGAGGUGGGGACAGGCUUGGUAGCACAGGGGACCAUAGAGGGGUGCCCUGUCCCACACAGCAAGGUUCCCCACUCCUGUGAGAUGGCCCAGGGGGCUCUGGGUCAGGUCAGGGCCAAGGUGGAGGUGUGCAAGGAUGAGUCGAUAGACAUCAAGGAGUUUCGCAGCUACCUGGAGAAGUGCUUUGACUUUGAGCAAGUGACCGUGAAGAAGUUCCGUACCUGGGCGGAGCGCAGGCAGUUCAACAGGGACAUGAAGAGGAAGCAGGCUGAGUCCGAGAGACCCAUUCUGCCUGCCAACCAGAAACUCAUCACCCUGUCUGUAUCGGAUACCCCCACUAAAAAAGAGUUUGUCAUAAACCCAAAUGGGAAAUCUGAAGUUUGCAUCCUUCAUGAAUAUAUGCAACGUGUCCUAAAGGUCCGACCUGUUUACAACUUUUUUGAAUGUGAGAACCCAAGUGAACCCUUUGGAGCCUCAGUCAUUAUAGAUGGAGUAACAUACGGCACCGGAACUGCAAGCAGUAAAAAACUUGCCAAGAAUAAAGCUGCUCGAGCCACACUGGAGAUCCUUAUCCCUGACUUUGUGAAGCAGACGUCUGAGGAGAAGCCUGUAGAGGGGGAUGAACUGGAGGUAUCCGCCUGCCAAUCAUUGUAUUUUAAUCAUAUCAGUAUUGAAGAUUCAAGAGUGUACGAACUGACCAAUAAAGCAGGCUUGCUCUCGCCAUAUCAGAUUCUACAUGAGUGCCUUAAGAGAAACCAUGGAAUGGGUGACACCAGCAUCAAGUUUGAGGUGAUCCCAGGGAAGAACCAGAAAAGUGAAUAUGUGAUGACGUGUGGCAAGCACACCGUGCGUGGAUGGUGCAAGAAUAAGCGUGUAGGGAAGCAGCUGGCUUCUCAGAAGAUCCUCCAGAUGCUGCACCCCCAUGUGAAGAACUGGGGGUCACUGCUCCGCAUGUAUGGCAGAGAGAGUAAUAAGAUGGUGAAGAAGGAAAAUUCAGACAAGAGUGUAAUUGAACUUCAGCAGUAUGCCAAAAAGAACAGGCCAAAUCUUCACAUCUUGAACAAACUACAAGAGGAAAUGAAGAAACUGGCUAAGGAGAGGGAAGAAACCAGGAAUAAGCCCAAGAUGACCAUAAUGGAGUCGGCCCAGCCUGGCAGUGAGCCCCUCUGCACUGUCGACGUCUAGGAAUAUCACUACAACAAACCUAACAUGGCACUGACUGAUGGUACUCCUAGUCGCAGCGGCACUGACCGAUGGUAGCCAUGGUCUGUCAGAUUAAAAGGCCACACCACCAAUCUAUCAUCCAAUUAUGCAUCAUUGUGAAAUGGCAAUACAGCAACCACAUUCGUACCGUAGAGGGUGUCAUCUUAGCAUUGUUUCUCUAAGCUGUUUUAUUUGACUGCCAAUGUGUUUUGGAUUCAAAGAUAGUGGGUAGGGUAAAAAUAGGACAAAUGCACUAACAACAGUAGAGUGAACAUCAUCUACCUCUAGAUGUGAUCUCUACACUGCAGCACUUCUAAAAGUUGAACCACAGGGGUUACAGACUGACAGGUUGAGACAAGUUAACUGCUCUAUGAACCACAGCAAUUUCUGUCAGCCUGUUCACUGUGUAGUAAUAAUUCCUUAAAACCACUACCCAACCCCCUUUUAUAAUGCAACUGACUACAUUUAUAAUACACUCCACCUAUUACCUGAAGUACCUGACUUCUUGGACACUGAAAACUUUCUAACAGGUUUCCUUAUGCUUAACAACAGUGUAUUCAAAGGGACUAUUUGCUCUCUCUGCUUUUGCUAUUCAGGUACAUUGUGGAAAGUGAAUUGAGAUGCUGUUGUACUGUAGUUGGAUAUUUGGAUGAUGAUUAGGGUUUCUGAUGAGUAUGCUUUGGCUGAAGAAUUAAAAGCUUAUAUUUUCAUUUGCACAGGCAAUGUUUACCUGUUAGGAAAAGCUAUAUAUUCCAAAUGCAUAGGUAUCUUUGAGUCCAGUUCCUUACUUGUUACAUGCUCCUGUUCUUAGUACAAUGAAAUGCAUUUUGAAUUGGGAUGCCUUUUUGUUCUGGAAAUACAGGAUAACACAUAUCAAUGAACAGCUGAGAAGGCUGGUCUGUCUUGCUAAGAUCCUGUUUCCACGUUAGCACUGCAGACACCACAAGCACAAGGGCUUGGAGUACUAUAGUCCUGGAGAAGGGAUUGUGAGACAAAGUGAAGAUGUUACAUAUUUAAGAAAACUUCUACUUUUUGAUAUUUGCUUCUGGAUUUGUGUGCUGUUUCAUUACUUUUAAAAAAUUUAAUUAAAGCAAAAUAAUACUAAAUGCAGACCAUUUGACUAUUUAGCCAUUAAUUUAAGGACCCAUACAAAGAGUAAAACAAUUGGCUAGAUGUUGCCUUAGAUCAACCAAUUCAUGAAGGGGGCUCCAGAGAAAAUACAGGGCCCAAGGUCCCCUUCAAGUGAAAUGGAUUGACCAAGCCACUUUUACUUGAUACAGCGGUUGUUUGGCCAGUUAAGAUUUCUCAUAGUGUAAUUAGACAUUAAUUGGUGUUCUGUAAGAACUGCCUUUAGCAUGUACAGAUUAUAGUUAAGAAUUGUCUUAAUGGUUUGUCUGUUUAGUGUUUGCCAUCAAUGUGGUAACUGAUUGUGUUAUGAUCAAACGUUUUUAAGCAUUAAUGUUUAGAAUUGUGGAAGUGCUGUGUUCUCCACAAAAGGCAAUCCACAUAAAUGAAGUUGGUACAGUUUUUACCUCGAACAAAAUCAGAUCAUGUCAUUAUUAAAUCCCAUCGCUAAAACAGUGUGAACCAAAGCUUAAAUACAGUCUUAUGCAUUUUUAUAGAAUACUGUAAGUUGCUCCAUACAAUACAUAACUAUAUAUAGGAAAGGAUAUAAAGAUGCAAUACCUGCUGGAACAAAACGUAAACUGCUGAGCAUUCUUUGUGUGAAGUAUUUAGUUUGUGUGCUUUUCCUGAAUGUUUACAUCUGUUGAGACUUCACCGUUUUACAUGGGCACAAGGCUGCUGUAUUACAGAAUAGAUUGCUUUAAGAAUGUGCUUCCCCCUCCUGUUGUGUUCUGUCUUGCCAAGUGUGUUAGUGUGUGAAGAAAAUGUACUUACAGUUGAGGUUGUAACAAUGAGUUGUUUGCUAGAAAUAUUGCUGCCUAGAAAAUGAAGUAACUGCAACUUGGUAUCGCUGACUUUCAGUGACAUUCAUUUAUGCAAAUAAAAAUUGUGAUGACA
Messenger RNA from Esox lucius (northern pike), 4997 nucleotides. It is a transcript of the gene dgcr8, whose product is annotated as DGCR8 microprocessor complex subunit. The transcript has 14 exons. Gene Ontology annotation, cellular component: microprocessor complex. The coding region runs from base 549 to 2957 and encodes 802 amino acids. NCBI's taxonomy places the organism in Eukaryota, Metazoa, Chordata, Actinopteri, Esociformes, Esocidae. Gene Ontology annotation, biological process: primary miRNA processing. The record is from RefSeq and is a predicted model, not a curated record. Gene Ontology annotation, molecular function: double-stranded RNA binding; primary miRNA binding; heme binding.